This is a messenger RNA of Erythranthe guttata (spotted monkey flower), 1146 nucleotides long. RefSeq names its product Adenine nucleotide alpha hydrolases-like superfamily protein (gene PHOS34). Lineage: Eukaryota; Viridiplantae; Streptophyta; Magnoliopsida; Lamiales; Phrymaceae. The record is from RefSeq and is a predicted model, not a curated record.
AUUUUAUUACUAAUUAAAAACCCUCCCCAAACAUUUACCUCCCCACCACCCCCACACUACACUGCACUAGUCAACCUUCCCGAGAAAAAGUCAAACCCAAUCAAAACCCUACCGCCGAAGAUGCAUCACCCGUCGCCGGACACCGACCUGCCACCACUCGCCGCCAUCAAGGUCCGCUCCUCCUCCCCUCGCUUUCCUCCCCCAACCACCCCUCUCUCCACCGAAACCCCCACUGCUGGCGCCCAGCGCAAGAUCGGCAUCGCCGUCGAUCUCAGCGACGAAUCCGCCGUCGCCGUCAAGUGGUCCGUCCACCACUACCUCCGUCCAGGGGACGCAGUCAUUCUGGUCCACGUCCGCCCGACGUCCGUCCUCUACGGCGCUGACUGGGGAUCGGUCGACCUCUCCAUCGUCGACACCGACAACGAGGAGUCCCAGCGCAAGCUCGAAGACGAUUUCGACGCCUUCACCACCGCCAAGUCGGCCGAUCUGGCGCAGCCGCUCGUGGACGCCCAAAUCCCGUUCAAAAUCCACAUCGUGAAGGAUCACGACAUGAGGGAGCGUCUCUGCCUGGAGGUUGAGAGGCUCGGACUGAGUGCUCUGAUCAUGGGUAGCCGCGGAUUCGGCGCCACUAAGAGAGGCAGCGAUGGUAGGCUUGGCAGUGUUAGCGAUUACUGUGUCAGGCAUUGUGUCUGUCCCGUCGUUGUGGUUAGAUACCCUGAUGAGAAGGAUACUGCCGGAGCCGCUGUCCAGCCAAUCGUGUCGGUAGCUUCCGCCGCUGAGGACGACGAGGAGCCUGAGUUUCACGAUGCGUCCGAUGAUCGUAAAGAUUCCUAGCCAAUACCCGGCGUGAUGACUCCCAUUUUGCACUGCAGCGUGUUGAGGACAUUGUCUACAAGCAGUAGUUCAUUUAUGAGAAACUAAAUCAGAUCUAUUUACUUAAUAUGUGGAGUAAUGUAUAUUGGUCAUUUGUUACUUUUAUUCCAUAUAUUAUUUGCUUCUUUUUUUGUUCGUGUGUAACAUUGUUGUAACUUAAACGGGUUUUUCAAUAUCCGAGUCCGCGUAAUGACUUAUAUGCCCUCGGCAACAUGUAAAACCGCUGCAACUUCUUAACAUGUGACAUUAUUUUAAAGUUUUUGAGUUUCUUUU